Molecule: messenger RNA, 3205 nt
Organism: Acanthochromis polyacanthus (spiny chromis)
Lineage: Eukaryota; Metazoa; Chordata; Actinopteri; Pomacentridae
Gene: il12rb2
Product: interleukin 12 receptor, beta 2a
Molecular function (GO): protein binding
Source: RefSeq, a predicted model, not a curated record
ACCUGAGACAGUUUGCGCUUCUUCACAUCACACCAGAGGCGGCAGGCAGUCAGUCAGCACCGAGUCUCUGCUUCUGCUCUGCUGUCUGGACUUUCUGCUCCACAUGAAGAUGUUCAGGAGCAGAUACGAAGACGGAUAAAACUCCCGAAAGCCCAGGAGGCGAAUAAACCUUUGAUAUGAUGCUGGGAUGGGACGUCUCGGUGAACCCCGGUAAACAGACAUAUUUCAGAUCGUUACUGAUGAUUCAUGGCGACAAUGUUCCUGUCUUGGUCCGUUUUCAUCGCCGUUACUGUGCUGGCUGCGCAGCUUUGCAUUGGUGAGAAAUCCUGCCACAUCAAGUCCACUGCUGGCUCUGUGGUGCAGCUGGGUUCCAGUUUCACAGUGUACUGCACCUUUAACUGCAAGUGCAAAGGGUCAAUGUACUGUGAUGACCCCACCACACUACAGACGCACAAGGACGUCAAUUCUACAACUAUAUCUGUUGACGUGGUGAACAUAACAAAGAGCAGAACGUACAGCUGCCGGUGUGAGUGUUUCUCUCAACUGGACCCCUGCGGACUGGACAUCUUAGCAGGAUACCCACCAGAUCUCCCAAAAAACUUUAAAUGUACCUAUGAAGUCCAAAAUGAAAGUGGAGUCCUGGUCUGCACUUGGAACAGAGGAUGGGACACUUACCUUGGGACUCGAUCAAAGCUACGCGUGAGAACUGUAACUGGAAACCACACAGAUGGACCACACAGUGUCUCCAGUACGGGAACUGAGUCACUAUCAGCGAGUUUUGCUCUGUCCAGAUCUGUCCAGCUCAUCUCGGUGUGGGUUGAGGUCAAUAAUUCGCUGGGCUUUGUGAAGUCCUCCAUUAGCAACUACUCACUCAGUGAUAUUGCGAUGCCCCUGGCUCCGGGUCUAUACCUGCAAGAGUGCUUGUCCAGAAAGUGCCUCAUCGAAGUAAAAGAACCUGUGGAGACUCAACAUGUGCAGAUUCAAUACACAGCUGAUCAACAGACAUGGACAUCUUCUCUCAACUCAGUCGUGCAGAUGAACUCCUCUUGGUCCGUCUCCUCUUUGGAGCCGUACAGAUUGUACUAUUUCAGAGCCAGAUCCAAAUUCAGCACGGGUAUUUGGAGCGAGUGGAGCGCAAACAUCUCCAGCUGGACUCAGGAGGAAGCUCCUGCUGAAGAGCUGGAUGUCUGGUUUACUGAACCCGAGUCUGACUCUACAUCCACGACAGUUUACUGGAAGGAGCCGAACAUGUCCGUCUCCAGAGGGAAAAUCAUAGGUUAUAAAGUCGGCGUUGGAAGGCCAAACCUGAGGGCGUAUAAUAUCAGCGCUGAUGCCAGGAGUUUUUCUGUUCCAUCCUGUGCUGACUGUGAAGUGACAGUGUGGGCCCGCAACUCCAAAGGACUGUCGCCUCCUGCAAGGGUAACAACCCGACGCACAAAAGUCAAGCCCACUGCGGACGUGAGCGUGUCGACAGGAAACUACAGCAUCACCAUCUCCUGGAGAAAAGCUGAAACUGCACCGCUGCCAGCUGGCUACGUGGUCGAGUGGUACCCAGAGGGCCGCCAGCUACAGGAGCUCAGAUGGGUCAAACUGGACAAGAACGAGAACCAAACUGUCAUUUCAGGUAUUAAGGCGUUUGAGUGCUACGAAGCAGCUGUGUAUGUUUUCUACAAUGAGAACUCAGUGAGUCAGACCAGAUUUAAAGGUGUCGCCACUUUGGAGUCAGCUCCAGCAGCUGGUCCGGUGGUCAAAGACAAAGUUGAAGGAAACGAAGUGAAAAUUACCUGGACAGAGCUUCACUGGAGUCAACGCAGAGGCUGCAUCUCCACGUACAGCAUCUAUUUAGAGGACAGCAGUGGACACCGACAGACCUACUCAGUAGCAUCACAAGAGCGAACAUAUACGAUCAAAGGCCUUUCUCCAGGACUCUACAGUGUGUCGAUGAGCGCUUCGACUUCCACAGGAGAAGGUCCUACAGGUGAAAAGGUCAAGUUCUUCAUCGACCAGGAAGCUCAUAGUUCCCUCCUGCUGGUGUGUGGAAUCCUCUCCGUGAUCGUCCUGUUUCUCGUGUGUUUGUGCCAGAGUUCAGCGGUAAAGCAGAGGUUCUUCGAGUUUUUCCAGUGUUUCAUGCUCGAUGUCGUGCCAGAUCCUGCAAACAGCAAAUGGGCCAAAGAGUACACACAAGACAAGGACAAGAUGAGCCUGAUGCCUCAGCAGAGUAACUCCAGCGCGAGCACUGAGGAAGAAGAGCCGAUCCUGGUGGAUGUGGAGGAGUUGCCCAAGCAGAGCAGCGCCGUCUCCAUGCAGACAAACGUCUCCUCGCCGCUUCCUCCUCAGACCGACCUGAACCCUGGUACUGAUCCGGCCACGCUGCUGUAUCCUCUGACCACCUACAUCAAGAGCUUCUCCCACGACUCGGACAGCUCCGACCAAACGCAGACCUCUCUGGACACCAACUCAACCGUCGACUACAUCUCAUCACACGGGCCUGGAAACUUGGGCGAGGAAGAUGAAGAGGAAGAGGAGGAAGAGUUUGCGGACAUGAACUUCUUCCCAAGUCACAACAUCUUCCUCGAUUCACUGGAGUUUGGAGGGAAGCUGACUCUGGAUGCAGUGAAAAUUGACUGCAGUGAUUUCUUUCAGAGCGCUUAGUGUAAAAACACAAACUACUUUUUAGAAGAGGAGUGCUACAGAAACAAUGACUGGAUCAAGCACCCAGCUGAGAUGUGCCUGAACUACCUCUGUGCUCACUGAAACCAGAAGUGAACCUUUCUUUUAUGCAAUAAUGUUUAAUUCAAAGGGUACUUUUUUCAUUUCAUGCAUUACAAUUGUUUUCUCCGCAGAACAACUAUGGACACACUAAGGGCAUGACUAAAAUGAACACAGCACAGGCUGCAAGACAGAUAUAUUGUAAUUUCUGCCUAUUUUAACUGAGGUAUUAGAAAGAGGCUGCAUCUAGUUGGUGGCAGCCUUUAAAACACCUUUUUCACAGCAUUUAUUUUGACUUCUUCCAGUGGGAAAAACAUAGAUGUUAGCAGCUAACGCCAAAAUGAAAUUGAAAGGGGAGAGAAAAGGUUAGUAGACAGAAAACAGACAAUCAGACGAAAAUUAUAAACAAUGGGGAGGUUGGUGACGUCAGAAAAUGCAGCUCAGAGACACCUGGAGAGAGAACAAAACUACAGGAGAGUGAACACACAAAGUUAGU